Messenger RNA from Dryobates pubescens (Downy woodpecker), 1854 nucleotides. Its product is annotated as cyclic nucleotide-gated cation channel alpha-4-like. NCBI's taxonomy places the organism in Eukaryota, Metazoa, Chordata, Aves, Piciformes, Picidae. Gene Ontology annotation, molecular function: protein-containing complex binding; intracellularly cAMP-activated cation channel activity; intracellularly cGMP-activated cation channel activity. The coding region runs from base 1 to 1854 and encodes 617 amino acids. Gene Ontology annotation, biological process: monoatomic cation transmembrane transport. The record is from RefSeq and is a predicted model, not a curated record. The transcript is spliced from 7 exons. Gene Ontology annotation, cellular component: intracellular cyclic nucleotide activated cation channel complex; plasma membrane.
AUGGGCAACAACACUGGCACUGAGACUGGCACCGGGACUGGCACCGGGACUGGCACCAAGACUGGCACCGGCCACAACUGGUGUGCCAGUUUUGAGAACUGGACCCUGGACCCCUCAGGGGAUUGGUACUGCAGGUGGCUCAUCCUGAUGGCACUGCCAGUCCUCUACAACUGGAUCAUCCUCAUCUGCAGGGCCUGCUUCUCCGAGGUGCAGGUGGCACACGCGGGGCUGUGGCGCUGGCUGGAUGGCAUCAGCGACACUUUGUACCUGCUGGACAUUGGCAUCAGGCUCCACACGGCUUUCUUGAACGAAGGCCUCCUGGUCCGUGCCCGGGGCCGCAUCUGGCGCCGCUACCUCCGCUCCUCCCUCCUGCCCUGGGACUUGGCCUCCCUGCUGCCCACCCACCUCCUGCACCCUUCCCCCCUGGCCCGUGCCAACCGCUGCCUGCGGGCACCCCGCCUCUGGGAGGCGGCGGAGCGCUGGGAGACUCGCAGCGGGCACCCCAACGCCUUCCGGAUGGCCAAGCUGCUGCUGUGCCUCCUGGCAGCCAUCCACUGGCACUCCUGCCUCUACUUCGCCCUCUCCGCCCACCUGGGCUUGGGCACCGACCCCUGGGUGUGCCCCAACGCCAGCCGCCCCCUGCGCCGCUACCUCCACAGCUUCUACAUCUCCACCCUGGUGCUGGCCACCGUCGGGGACACGCCGGUGCCAGGGCGCCAGGAGGAGUUCCUCUUCCUCACCUUCGGCUUCCUCCUGGCCGUCCUGGGCUUCGCCACCCUGGCCGGCAGCGUCAGCUCCGUCCUCUCCGACCUGCUGGCGGCCGAUGCCAUCUUCUACCCGGACCCCGCCCCGCCCCGGCGCUACCUGAGGGCUCAGGGAGCUGGCACCGCGCUGGCACGGAAGGUGGCCAGGUGGCACCAGCACCUGCGGGCGGAGCGCAAGCUGCCGGCCGAGCUGCGGGUGCUGAGCUUCCUGCCGCGGGGGCUGAUGGCAGAGGUGGUGGCAGAGGUGCACCUCCCCGCCCUGGCACGGGUGGGCAUCUUCCAGGGCUGGCAAGAGGGGGUGCUGAGGCAGCUGGUGCUGAAGCUGCGCCCCCAGGUGUUCAUGCCAGGGGAGUUCGUGUGCCGCCGAGGGGACGUGGGCAGGGAGAUGUUCUUCAUCCGCCAGGGCAAGCUGGCAGUGGUGGCAGAGGAUGGCAUCACCCAGCUGGCAGUGCUGGGCCAGGGCGGGUACUUCGGGGAGAUCAGCCUCAUCAGCAUCAAGGGGAACACCUCGGGGAACCGGCGCACGGCCAACAUCCUGAGCAUUGGCUACUCAGACCUCUACUGCCUCUCCAAGGAGGACCUGACCGAGGUCCUGGCCGAGUUCCCCAGCGCCAGGACCAUGCUGGAGGCCAGGGGCAGGCAGCUGCUGCUGGCCAUGGGCAAGUUGGACCUCCAGGCAGAGGCCAGGGAGGUGGCGGCCCAGGAGGAGGCCGAGAGGUGGCUGCAGGAGCUGGAGAUGGCCCUGGAGGGGCUGCAGACAAGGGUGGCCAGGCUGGUGGCCCAGCUGGAGGCCAGCGCCCUCAGAAUGGCCCUCAGGGUCCAGCACCUUGAGGGACGCAUCCGGUGCCGGCAGCCUGGCCAGGGACGGGGUCCUGGUGGGGCAGCAGGUCCUGGGUGGAGACAAGGUCCUGGUGGGGGACAAGGUGCUGGUGGGAGUCCCACCAGAGCUCAGGGUCCCCCCACGACACAAGGUCCCACCCAAGCUCAGGGUCCCCCCGGAGCUCAGGGUCCCCCCACAACACAAGAUCUCGGGGUCCCCGUGGGGGAGGGACAGGCCCCCGGCAGUGAGGGUCACCAUGGCAACAACUGA